Messenger RNA from Poecilia latipinna (sailfin molly), 2012 nucleotides. Its product is annotated as actin, cytoplasmic-like. Lineage: Eukaryota; Metazoa; Chordata; Actinopteri; Cyprinodontiformes; Poeciliidae. The record is from RefSeq and is a predicted model, not a curated record. The coding region runs from base 278 to 1405 and encodes 375 amino acids. The transcript has 9 exons.
CUCUGAGGUCAGUUUAGAGAAAAUGUUUGUGUUGCACUAAAAUCUAUGAAACCCAGGAGUUUGUUUCAAAAUGCCGACGACAGACAUAGACAGGUAAACUUUCCUCUGAUUUCCAGUCAGACUCACCAGUCAGACUAGUUUGGGCUCAUUUCUCCUCAUAACACUUUCUGUUUAAACUCACCUGUUCAGGUGUGACAUCAAUGGUUCUGCUGUGGUUCUGUUGGGUCUCAGUUUGUUGAUCAGAUAUUCAACUCUUUGGAUCGUUUGAAUAAAUUAAAUGGAGGAUGAUAUCUCUGCUCUCGUUGUUGACAACGGCUCCGGUGUGUCCAAGGCUGGGUUUGCAGGGGAUGAUGCUCCUCGUGCCGUUUUCCCCUCCAUUGUUGGGCGACCCAGACACCAGGGUGUGAUGGUGGGAAUGUGCCAGAAGGACAGCUUUGUGGGAGACGAGGCCCAGAGCAAGAAAGGCCUCCUGACCCUGAAGUCUCCCAUCAAGCGCGGGAUCAUCACCGACUGGGACGACAUGGAGAAGAUCUGGCAUCACACCUUCCUCAACGAGCUCCAUGUCGCUCCGGAGGAACAUCCGGUCCUACUGACAGAAGUUCCUCUCAACCCCAAAGCCAACAGGGAGAAGAUGACCCAGAUCAUCUUUGAGACGUUCAACUCUCCUGCCAUCUAUGUGGCCAACCAGGCUGUCCUGUCGCUGUACGCCUCCGGUCGUCUCACAGGUACUGUGAUAGACUCUGGUGAUGGUGUCAGCCACACUGUGCCGAUCUAUGAAGGCCACGCUCUUCCUCACGCCGUCCUGCAUCUGAAUCUGGCUGGCAGAGAUCUGACAGACUACCUGAUGAAGAUCCUCACAGAGAGAGGCUACAGCUUCACUACCACUUCUGAGCGUGAGAUUGUGCACGACAUCAAGGAGAAGCUCUGCUAUGUGGCUCUAGACUUUGAGCAGGAGAUGCAGAUGGCAGCUUCUUCCUCUUCCCUGGAGAAAAGCUAUGAGCUUCCUGACGGCCGAGUCGUUACCAUUGGCAACGAGCGUUUCCGCUGCCCAGAGGCGCUCUUCCAGCCAUCUUUCAUCGGAAUGGAGUCUGAUGGUAUUCAUGAAACAACUUACAACAGCAUCAUGAAGUGUGACGUGGACAUCCGUAAGGAUCUGUUCGCCAACACUGUCCUUUCCGGCGGAACCACCAUGUUCCCUGGAAUCACUGACCGCAUGCAGAAGGAGAUCACUGACCUGGCCCCAUCCAGCAUGAAAGUCAAGGUCAUAGCUCCACCAGAGAGGAAGUACUCGGUCUGGAUCGGCGGCUCCAUCCUGGCCAAUCUCUCCACCUUCCAACAGAUAUGUAUCAGCAAGCAGGAGUACAAUGAAUUCGGCUCAACCAUCGUCCACCACAAGUGCUUCUGAAGCGUCCUCCCUGUCCCAGAGAGGCGCCUGAUUUUCAGCUGCUGCAUCCAGCUGGGAGGCCGUCUGGUUCAUCUGUUGUAAACGGACUCAAACAUUCUGUUGGACAUUUUAGUUUGAUUAUUCUACUUUUAGUGAUGUUUAACCGUAGCACAUGUGGAAACAUUAGAUUGAUCAUGAUUGUUUUGAGUAGGCCUCAAUGUAGGUUAGAUUUAGAUUUAUGAUUUAAUCAAUAAUCUGAUCAGUAGAAUAUUUUUUCUUAGAUAUAAUGACCACACUUUGAUUAAAAUUAGUCUAAUCAGUAAGUUUUAUUUUAAAUCACAGUCUUAACAAGUGUGUAAGUCAUAUAUUCAUCUGAAAAUGUUUUCGUUCAUUAUAACCAAUGAAGUAGAAAACUAAUCAGAAAAUGUUGAGUGUAACAAAUGUUUUGGUAUUGAAACUGUUAAUGUCUGUUUUGUAAGAGUUUGAAGAUAUUAUAUGAAACGUGCCAAUGUUUAUAAUCAGAAUCUGCUGUUUGAUGCCCUGGGUCAGAGGUCAGAGGUCAGCAGAGCUCUGUGCGGUUCAGGAACCAGUUUGAAGCAGUUUGGAAGAAUGAAAAUCAUGGAUAGCU